AUGGGCUCGGUCUUUUCAUGCCUCGCAUCGACCUUCAUCUACCUCGGCGAAUUCUUGGAGAACGUCUUCUUGGCCCUUGGCGAGAUUGGAGCCGUGCUGGUACGCGGCGUCUUUGGCAUCAUUGUCAACCUCUGCGAUCUGCUAGCAGCGGUGAGCUGUUGCUACCGAGUACCGUGGUCUGAGCGACCGGACCGAUCCUUCUUUAGCUACUCGACCAACACUGCAGCUGUGGUCACGAAUCAGAGUGCUCUCGCAUCUGUCGGAGGCAAGCAAGUGCUGUCGAGCGUGUUGACCAAGGAGGGCAGACAGCUGCGCAAGCAGAUCAAGGCUGCUAGAAAAAAGGAAGUUGCGCUCAAGCAGGAACAAGAUGCAGCUGCCAAGAGCGCUCAAAGCGCAGACGAGCAGAGCAAGAACGGGGCCAAGCCGGACCAGGAGGAGGCCACUGUCACCACCAAAGCCUAG
Messenger RNA from Kalmanozyma brasiliensis GHG001, 462 nucleotides. RefSeq lists its product as uncharacterized. The record is from RefSeq and is a predicted model, not a curated record. The transcript has a single exon. The coding region runs from base 1 to 462 and encodes 153 amino acids. NCBI's taxonomy places the organism in Eukaryota, Fungi, Basidiomycota, Ustilaginomycetes, Ustilaginales.